Messenger RNA from Apis dorsata (giant honeybee), 3692 nucleotides. Its product is annotated as folliculin-interacting protein 2. The record is from RefSeq and is a predicted model, not a curated record. The coding region runs from base 337 to 3609 and encodes 1090 amino acids. Gene Ontology annotation, cellular component: cytoplasm. Gene Ontology annotation, molecular function: protein-folding chaperone binding; ATPase inhibitor activity. The transcript has 12 exons. Lineage: Eukaryota; Metazoa; Arthropoda; Insecta; Hymenoptera; Apidae.
UCAAUAAUCAUUUCGAUUGUACGAAUUUGUUUUUUUUCCUAUUCUUAUCAUGCUUUUGAUAUUUUUAUCAGCAUUUCAUUGAACCGGUUCCCUGGCCUGUAAGAAGUGAAAUAAAUAGUGACAGCAAAGAAAGAAAAGAGCCGGAAAACAUUCCAUUCGAUGUCGACUGAACGGGACAUAGUAAUCUCGGGCAAUCAUAUGACUCUUCCGCACGUGACUUUAUUUACAGUUGACUGAUACUCGUGAACAUGUAUGGUGCAGUUCCUUGUGACAUGAUAGACCGAAAACGAAACAAAGUUAGCAAGCAAUGCGGUAGCUAUAAACGAUCGUUCGUUUAUGAUGCCUUUGCUUGAUAAGCUGUUCCUUUCGAGGAAGAGUUUCAAAAACAACGUUCAAACUAUUGUAGCAUCAAACGUUGGAACAGAAGAAGAUGAUAGAAUUUCAGCGUUAUGCAUUGGAGCAAGUCGAGUUCGAAUCUUAUUGUUUCGAGAAUGCGAAUGGCGCGGAAGAAAACUUCUUUUUGAUUCUCUUUCUUUGGAGAAAAAAUGGUGUAAAAAUAAAACAGCUAUGUUUAAGCUUAAAAAUAAUAUUAACUCGAAUGAUGAUUCAAUUAAUUUCGGAAACAAUCGUAUCUUUGAGCGAGAAAAAAUAAGCGAAGAUGAUGUGAGCUUAUUAAGCGAAAUGGUGUUUGGUACUGUAGCGAUGACAUACAGAGGAUCUUCAUUUAAGAUUCAUUCAAUGAAUUCACCAUCUUGCAUCAUGUGCACAAAAGUUUUUCCAAUUACAGAACACAAUAUAUGCAAACAGAGCGAGAAAGUUUCGGACGAAGGAUUAGGUCGUUCUGUGAAUUUUGAUUCUAAUUCUAGUAUGCAAACCAUGUUAUCUCGACCAAGUUCUGGAAAUUUAUCGGGAUCAGAAUUAAACGCUGAUAUCAGAAAAAAUUCUACUUGUUCUAGUACUGGUAGUGGAUGGAAUAUAGAUAUACCGCCACCAUCAGGGAGUUCACAAUCGUUGGAAAGUAAUGGAUCCUCCGGUAUUGGUAGUCUUUCAAGUUUACGUCGAAGAUGGUUACGAUCAGCAUCUACUUCUUUAACACGAUCAGAUUCCGAUGAUACUUUCGGAAUUCAAUAUUGGACUGAGAAUGGAAGUGAUAAUAAAAAUAGUCAUGUUAAACGUCAUAAAACAAGACUUGGAUUAACGAUGUUAGUGCAACUAGCUGAAGGUCAUGAAAGAAAAAUAGAAACUUGUUUAUUAGAGCACAUGGCUUUAUUAGAAGGAAUGUUGGAUCGUUUACGAUAUUUCUCUAUUGAAUCAGGUAAUAUCAAUGUUCAAAAUAAAGGAAUGCAGCUUCCUGAACGACUUUAUAGAUCUUCUUCACGAAUUAUUGUUUCGUUAUUGCGUUUACUUACAAAUAUAAACGCAGAUUUAUAUUCACGCACACCUUUAUUAUGGCAUGAUGUAUUACUUAAUUCAGUGAAAAUAGAACAUAAAAUGAGUAUGUUGCAUCAUAGUUUGGAACAAAUGUGUCAAUUGCUAGAUAAUACUGAUACAAAAUCGACUAAUUUUUUUUUAAGUACUGUUGUAACUGCUGUUUUAACGUAUCAUCUUGGUUGGAUAUAUACUACACUGCCAAUUCAUAAUCGACAAUUGAUGGAGAAAUUAGGUACCUGGUAUCCUUGUAAUCCAUUAUGGGCUCAAUUAGGUGACUUAUAUGGUGCAUUAAGUAAUCCUAUCAAGAUUGCACAUACAGUUGUUGCGGGUGAUCCUCAAAAAGUUAAUUUGAUUAAUUCUGUUUUAUUUUUUUUAUCAUAUUUCAUUCGUAGUGGAGUAGUGCAGAAACGACAAGAAUAUUGUUGCGUUACUGAACAAGAUAUUCAAGAAGCUGCAAAUCUUCUAGAACAAGCGAAAAUAAAACGACCGCAUUUAUUCACAACAAAAAUAAUGUAUAAUGAUCGAGAAUCAUUGACAUCACAUGUACACACAUCUACUAGAAAAAAAAUUCCUAUACAAGAGGUUUCAUAUGAUACAGAAAGUGACAAUGCUAUUAUGCAAAAUUCUUAUCCUCGAUACAAUGUCGAAAGAUUAAGAGUAGAAGGAUCUAUUAAUUCUCUUAAACGUAGCAUUACAAUGGAAUCAAAUCUAGAUUCAUUUGUGUUAAAACCAUCAGAAUCUGAAAGAAAUACAAAAUUUACUUUGAAAGAAUUUCCUCAAGAUAAUGAUAGCAAUGUAAAGAGUAUUGUUGACAAAAAAACUUGUGCAUCAAACAAAGUUAAAAUAAUAGUUAAUGAAAUUGUAUCACAAGAUAUCGACACGACAAAGACUGAUAUACAACAUUAUUCUGAAGUUUCUCUACGAAAUUUUGAAAAAAAAAUGGAUGGUGAUGAUUUAGAAGAAACAUAUAUAAAUUCUAAAAUAGAUACUUUUCAAGAAUUUGAUGAUACGCGUACAUUAAAAUUAUAUUCCACUAGACCAGAAUUUGAAACUGGUCAAAGUACAGUUAACGAGAUGAAAGAUUCCUAUGUCUUUUUUACACUUGGUGAUGAAGAAAAGUCUGUGAAAACAUUGUCACGACCGCGACUUGGAUAUAAUUGUCAAUGUUCAUAUAUGUUCACAAGGGUACCAAGUACAUCUGCACAAUUGCCGGAAGGUGUAUUGAGAAAAAUUAUUCAAAGAAAUUUUCCUGAAUCAUCUAAAAGUAUUCAGUCACCAGGAGUAUCUCCAAGAUCUUUAAGGUUUUGUCAAAGAUGUAACGGGGAAGGCUAUAUACCAUCACAGAAUUAUGAUAAUUAUAAACAAGUUCUUGAAACUCCUACAAAUGCAACAGAAGUAUUACGUACUUGUGGUAAUACUGUAGGCGAUGGAAAUGUUGGAUUAUCUAGAUCAAAUAGUCUAGAAACUUUGAUGGAAGCUAGCAGUGUCGUUGAAUUACCUAUGCCGCGAACAAAAAAAAUAAAGAAGACUGAUUUACCCCAGGAUACUGGUUUUACAAGGACACUUCUACAAAAUAAUAUAAAAUCUGAAGAAUCACAGGGAUUAAAUAAUUCUGAAUCAUCCUAUACAUGGGGUUUAGUUUUACAAGGUUUAUUAAAAAAGAAAAAAAGAAGAAAAAAGAAAGUUGUUCAGCAAGAAGAAAAUAAAAAUGAAUCUGAAAUAAACAAAGAAUGGUGGUACUGCAUACGUGAAGAAUGUCUUGCCAGUGUACGUUUUCCGAUUAUUGAUCAAUCAAUUGCCGAAUCACUUUGUAUUUUAGCCGAUUUAGAUACUUGGCAUGUUGGAAUUAUAUCUAAUAAUAUGCCUUUACAUACUGCGCCAUUACCGAUUGGGAUGUCAAGACUUGUAGCCAAUAUGUUGGAAAGCUUUGCUUAUUUAUGGCGAAAAUAUCGCUCAGCUUCGCAAUGUAUAGGUAUAUUGGAAGCAAAACUAAAAGAAAUGUGGCUAAAAAGUGAAGCAUUAGCAGAAAUGUUAUUAACAACAGAAAUAUGUGAUGCUAGUAUUGCAAAUCUGACGUAUGCUCUCGAUCUCGAUGCAGCAGAUGUACCACUUUUACUCGCAGUUGCAACUUCACAUACACCAGAAAUAGCCCAGAGAUUUGGUCUCACACUUACUUGACUGUAUCUCAUUUUUAUCAUGAUUUUUAUUUUAGGACAUGAAGUCCUUUAUUGUCCAAUAUAGAGUAAGCUAUAAGUAAGCUA